This is a messenger RNA of Corythoichthys intestinalis (scribbled pipefish), 4829 nucleotides long. Its product is annotated as arginyl-tRNA--protein transferase 1. Bases 121 to 1956 code for a protein of 611 amino acids. NCBI's taxonomy places the organism in Eukaryota, Metazoa, Chordata, Actinopteri, Syngnathiformes, Syngnathidae. Gene Ontology annotation, cellular component: cytoplasm. Gene Ontology annotation, molecular function: arginyl-tRNA--protein transferase activity. The record is from RefSeq and is a predicted model, not a curated record. Gene Ontology annotation, biological process: protein arginylation. The transcript has 13 exons.
GGUAAGAAAGACGUCAUACACGCGUAAAUUUUACAAAUCACGUUUAUUUAACAAGAAUGUUUAGGAUAUUUUGUUUUAUAAUGUCAUGUUACAAUAAGAGCAUUAAGAUAAAAUAAGGUCAUGAGUAUUCUGGGAACGGAGUUAUAUUUUGUAACGCAACCUAAUGUUUUCAUUUUGAUUGCCUGGGCUGUGAAGUGGGAGUGGACUGCGGAUUGGAACGCGGCCGAAGUUCCCCCCCUCCUACGAAAGUGCAUGACACUGGUACACGACACGACACAGGUGUUCACUUAUCUGCCAUCGGUUGUCGGGCUGAUAAUGGCAGGGAACAAUUCUUAUACUAUUGUUGAAUACUUUGGUGGGGAUGAUGGUUACCGCUGUGGUUACUGCAAAAAUGAAAAGGGAAACUUUUCACACGGCAUGUGGUCUCACACCAUGACAGUACAAGAUUACCAAGACCUCAUAGACAGAGGAUGGAGAAGAAGUGGAAAAUAUGUUUACAAGCCAAUAAUGAACAAGACAUGCUGUCCUCAAUACACUAUCAGAUGCCAUGCUGUGAAAUUCCAGCCUUCCAAAUCCCAUAAGAAAAUCUUGAAGAAAGUCAAUAAAUUCAUUUCAAACGGUGUAUUACCAAAAGAGCGUGAACCUGAGGAACCAAUGGAUUCAGUGUGUGAAGCUGCCGUGCCUCGAGAACCAAUCAAGGGAAUGGAGUGUGCUGUUACAGACAUUCAAAAGGAGGAAGUAGAGAGUCUGGUUUUGACAAACGUUGAACAGAAUAAAGCAGAAGCCAAAUCCAGGGAGCCAGAACCACCUAGAAAAGAGCCAGCAAUUGUCACUGAUAGCAGAACAACAGUUACGGCUCCAAAACCUGGUGUAGGAAUAGACUCCAACCGGCCUCCUUGUCGGAAGGCUAAAGAUUUAAGGAAAGAGCGACGUCAUCAGAAAGAGCAGAUGAAAAAAAGCAGUGUUGGAGGCUCCUCUACUUUGACCACUAAGCCUACUACGCCCUCACAGACCAACACAACCAAAACCCUUGAAGAUUUCCUUACUGAGACAUGUCCUGACAGUUCAUCUCAUUGCCUUGAGGUGAGGCUAGUACGCGCCAAUCCCCCUUGCCCGCAGUUCAAAGCCUCUUUCGACGCUUCCUACCAGGUGUACAAACUCUACCAGAUGGCAAUUCACAAGGACCCUCCUGACAAACCCUCCGAGAGCCAGGCGAGGCUAGUACCGGUCAGCUUUGAGGACCCCCAAUUCACAGCAUCCUAUGAGCAGUCUGUGGCGCUGUACAGCCGUUACCAGAUGGCCAUUCAUGGGGAUGACCCCAGCGAAUGUAGUGAGAGUGAGUUCCGGCGAUUUCUCUGUGAUUCACCGCUAGAGGCAGAGUACUCUGUUGACGGGCCUGAGAUGGGUUAUGGCUCCUUUCACCAGCAGUAUUGGCUAGAUGGCCAGAUUGUUGCCGUAGGAGUGAUCGAUAUCCUACCUACCUGCGUGUCAUCGGUCUACCUGUACUAUCACCCAGACUUUGCCUUCUUGUCUCUGGGGUCCUACUCUGCUCUCAGGGAGAUUGCUUUCACCAGACAGCUACAGAAACAGUCUCCAAAACUGUCCCACUACUACCUGGGCUUUUACAUUCACUCCUGCCCUAAGAUGCGGUACAAGGGACAGUAUCGGCCUUCAGAUCUACUUUGCCCAGAAACCUUUGUCUGGGUAACCAUUGAGCAAUGCCUUCCACUCCUGGAGAAUUCCCGAUAUGCACGUUUCAACCCUAAUUGUGAUGAAGGAGAUGCUCGAGUUUUAAAAGAUGUUGGAAGAGCUCUGGUGCUACACAGAAGGACCGUCAUGCCCUACACAGUCUAUUCCCGAAAACAGAAGGGUUCCGGUGAUGAAACGGAGGUGAAGGAAUAUGCUAGCCUGGUUGGCCAGAACUGUGCUGAAAGGAUCUUGCUGUACCGAGCCUAACCUUGAAGAAUUACACCACUGAAGCAUUUAAAAAUCCACCUCCUAAGCAACAGUCUGUCACUCAAACCUCGUUUCAACCAAGCAGUACAAUAGAGCAUUAAAGAGCAGAUAAAUAUUUUAAGCAGCCUUCUAUAGUCAGGUACCGUUUGGCUGCUGUUCAAGAGAACAUGACCUGGAGUAAACAACAAUGUGCUAUUAAAAUGAUUUAUGUUUUCCAUUGUUUUGUGUUAGUGAUUACACAUCAUAUGGCUGAAAACACUCAGGUGACUUGAAGUUCCGCUCUGAGACCCCCAAUUUGGCCAAAUUUCAAAAUUGUCCGAUAUGCAUGUGUGGUUCAUCAUUGGAAAGCUUAAAAUCUCAAUUUUCUGGGGGAAGAAAAUUUUUGAACAGGAGGGCAUUUUUUAAAAAGGUUUUUGAACGGCAAAACCCUAUCUGGAGGUGAGAACACACGAGAACAGAAUUACAGACGUCAUGACUUUGACGAGAUACUGUAUUAACGCGUACUUACCUUGUUUCGAUCCAAAAACUCCAUGUAGCAUGUAUCACUGAGUGUCAAGCCUCAGCUGUGAAUGGCCACAGCUGGAUUUUUGGGGGGAUUUUAUGGGUGAAACAUGGUAAUAUAACAAGGCUCACGAUGCAGAAAUCGCAGACAUCGAGGAGUGGUCGAGAUGUUCUUUUGCAUAUAUUUAGCCUUUUAAACGUUUUUUUUUUUUCUUCCCGUUUUUCUUUGUUUGGAUCGAUUAUUUGUCUAACAUAUCGGAGAAAAUGUGACAGUAACAAAAAAAAAUACAGUUAAGCGAUAGUUAUGAGGUAUAUUCCUGGGACUUUUUUUACAGACGCCAUUUUUUUCAUUGUGACAAUUUGUUUAAAAGUUUAAAAUAUGUGAAUGAAUAAUUAAAGUCUUUUUUAAAAUUAAUUAAAUUUUUUUUUUUAAACGAAAUAUGAGACAUCAAUUAAUGAUUCUAAGCUAAAAACAACAGAUAUUUUGAAUAAUAAAUAAUAAUUACCUUCGUUUUAUGGCUGGGUUGUAACAAAAGCGGUUGCGCGACAUCUGUAAACGGGGGUUUUCAGGGUAAAACUGACAAAUUAAAAAUAGUUCGGGGGCUUAAUGCGCCAUGAAUCUGCUAUGGCAGCAUAUAGACAUGUUCUAUCAAACACAACAGUUCUUUUGGCUUAAAAUACAGCAGUUUAUUUUAAAGAGGGUUGCAAGAGCAGAAACUGCUUUUUCAGUCUUGUCUGUUUUCCGCCAUAUCAAAAUUUGACCGUGAAAGAUUGUUUCUGCCAAUAUUGGUAACUAACUAAUAUGUAUUAUUCAAUUGCCAACAACCAUCUUGCCUUCACCACCAAAAUGAAAAGGCAAAGACCAGUACUUAAACUCGACCACUUGCAAGCUGAACUGCACUGUACUGUUUGGUGGAAAUGUGGGUUUUAGUCUGUCUGUGAUUAGGCUUUCAGUUGCCUCUCUCUGUACUCUCACUUUACGUAUUUAUUCACUGCAAUCUUAUCCUUGUAUCCCUUCAUUGCUAGGCGUCCCUCAUCAGUUAUUGUAUGUUUUUAUUAAAUACACUUGAUGUGUUACCUCAAAAGGUUCAGUCCUAUGAAUACGUUCAUGUUUAUGCUUGAAUAAUGUUGAAAAUAGACACAUGCAGCCACAUAAAUUAGCAUAUUUCUUGCAUUUGCUAAUGGAGCAGUAAAUGUCUUUCACAGUUAAAGGUAUGUUUUUGAUAACUGUCAUUACAGCCCAAAACCCUAUUCUUAUAAUUAACCACAUUGUGUCGGCAAUUUGUAACAUUAAGGCCUUUGUAUUUAUGUUCCUAUAGAUGUCUGUGCUUUUCUUUCCAUACUGACUUUAUCUUAAACCAAUAAAGGGCUAUAUAUAGCCUAUUGGACCCAAGGCUGUUGUUUUUAUCUGAAGCGCUUAAAACAGUUUUAUCUGGAGUCAGUGAACAAUGUGUAUGUUGAAAUACUGUUUAAAAAAAUAAUCUAAGUCUGUGUUGUAAAAGGAAUGAACUAGAGCAUUUGUUUGUGUUUCGGUCCUUGCUCUGAGCUGCUCACAAUCCUGCACAUGUUCAAACCUGUCUACCUUCAACCAAACCAAGAGCACUGCUGACGGUCAAUCUCCAACACUGUACCAUCUUAUUUAAACUCAAACUUUUAAAAAAUAAGUCUGUGUCCUCAACUGUUUCAGUGCCAUUGACGAAAUUAGCUUGUCACUAGUAGACUUUCAAUACAUUUCAUUUGGGAGGAUUAGCAGUGAAUAAACAAAUGUUCAGUUGCUGCCGACCCUCCUAGUUCAAAUGAAAUGGACGUUAAUGGCAGCCAAUGAGUUAAGAACGAGAACGGAUGGACAGCAUUGGAGCGUUGUUGCUGUUGAGUGUUCCUCAACAUAGGUUUUCUUUCAUUAAACCAAGCUCAUUUUCCAAAAUCAAAGUUUUUGCUCAUUUAUGAUUUAAUGUUGUUAGUCGAAGGGACUUUUUCUUGCUAAAUGGGAUUUGAGUCUCACUCAGACUGUUUCAAGUUUCAUGAGGCCAUACACACACACACCUGGCACUGUCAUGAAAAGUUAGUCUUGGUGGGGGCCACAUAGAAUGAGCAGCAUUAGUACUGUGGUGGACCUCGCGUCAAAAUAAGUGAUCCGGACGGUUCAGCUGUUCUGUAGUGAGUUUGUAAUGUUGGAUGACACAGCAUGGCAGGCCCUGGAGCCUUGGACCUGGUGGGGGUAAAAGUUCCUUGCAAAAUAUAAGAUCUGUUUUGAACUUUAACUGCCAAUGACCACAUUGUAUGAUGUUUAUACAGAAAAAAUAAAAAGGAAAUUAUCUCUGUAAUGACAUUUAAAGUGGGUGAGAGUUAAUGUUAAAAUAACACCGAGAAAA